This is a messenger RNA of Gavia stellata (red-throated loon), 3497 nucleotides long. It is a transcript of the gene NHSL3, whose product is annotated as NHS like 3. The record is from RefSeq and is a predicted model, not a curated record. Gene Ontology annotation, biological process: cell differentiation. The transcript is spliced from 7 exons. Bases 1 to 3468 code for a protein of 1155 amino acids. Lineage: Eukaryota; Metazoa; Chordata; Aves; Gaviiformes; Gaviidae.
AUGGGCAACGCGCACCGCAAGAGGAGCCCGGCAGGCGUCAAGGCCGGCUCCUCCUGGCCCUUCGGCCGCGCCGGGAAGCCGGGGACAGGCGCUGCCAAGGGCGAUGCUGAGAAGCGGCUGAGCGUGCAGUACACAGCGGGCGAGGAAUGUCCGGACAACGUCUUCUUCCCCAGCACGCGGCCCCCGCACCUGGAGGAGCUGCACAACCAGGCUCAGCAGGGACUGAAGUCCCUGCAGCACCAGGAGAAGCAGAAGCAGACCAAAAGUGCCUGGGACCACGGGGACACCAGCAGCCUCCAGUCCUGCGCAUCCUCGGAGGAUGACAGCCUGUCUGUCCGGAGCCGGGCAGCCUCCUGUGCCACGGACAGCACCUCUGAGGACGCCCUCUCCGUCCGCUCCGAGAUGAUCCAGCGGAAAGGUUCCACCUUCCGACCGCACGACUCCUUUCCCAAAUCCUCGGAGAGGGCUGGCAAGAAGAGGAAGGAGAGGAGGACGACAGUGCUGGGCAUCCCCCAGCAUGUCCAGAAGGAGCUGGGUCUCAGGAACAGCCGGGAAGCCAAAGGACGCCCCGAGGCUGAUGGCCGAGGGCAGCCGGGGCGUGGGGGCAGCCAGGCUCUGCAGCCCUUGCUGAACGGUGGGCAGGUCUCCGGCGACGCCAUCCGCAUCCCCACCAUCGACGGGAAGCUGCAGCCGCUGGCUGUCCCUGGGGGUGCCCGCGUCUGCCUGGGAGCCUUGGAGGAGGCAGACACGGCCCUGCAGAAGCACAUUGACCGGGUUUACUACGAUGACACGUUGCUGGGGAGGAAGACAGCGGCCAAGCUGUCGCCCAUGGCGAGGCCAAAGUCGCUGGCCGUGCCGGGCAUGACCACUAAUGCCAGCCCCCUGGAGCUGCUGAGCCCCGUCAUGUCCAUCUCACCCCAGGGCACCUACAUGUCCAAGAUCAUCCCCAACGCCAUCCUGCCGCCCAUGGUGGAUGUGGUGGCCCUGACGCGGAGCAGCGUGCGGACACUGAGCCGCUGCAGCCUGGUGUCAUCCAGCCCGGCCUCGGUGCGCUCCCUCGCCCGCUUCUCGGAGUGCAGUGCCCGCAGCCGCGAGCCCUCCUCCUCCAGCGACAACUGGAGCCACUCACAGUCCACAGAGACCAUCGUCUCCAACAGCUCCACCAUCUCUUCCCAGGGUGGUUCCGACCGCCGGCAGCCCGAGGCAGGGCCGCACGGUGAGGCGGAUGCCGCGGCUCCCUCCGACACCGACCAAGUCAGCGUCUACAGUUCCGCCAGCUUCGCCAGCUCCUGCUCCAAGCCCGCUGCAGGCCCCGUGCCUGCGGCCCCCGGGCUCCUGGCCGUGGGGGGCAGCAGCGGCCGGGUGUCCCCUGCCUAUAGCACGAGCAGCCAGGCGGAUGGCUCGGACACGGGCAGCCUGGCCAGCGAACGCUCCUCCGCUCGCAGCGUCUCGCUCAGGAAGAUGAAGAAACCCCCGGCCCCCCCUCGCAGGACCUACUCGCUGCACCAGAAGGCCGAGGGGGAAGCCAAGGUGCUGGGGCUGCCCCCCAAGCCCGACCGGCGGUCCCAGCGGGAGAGCAGCGCGCCCUGGUCCCCGCGCCCCGAGCCCUUCAGCCCCACGGCCGAGGAUGAGGUCUUCUCCCCAUCGUCGCUGAGCGAGACCAGCAGCCUCCGCUCCGACAGCCUGGCUGGCACCAGCUCACCCGAGGCCUCGCGGGGCAGCCCCGGGGUGACGGUGGUGCUGAGGGAGCCCCAGACUCAGCCCAAGUGGAGCUGCCUGGAUGGGUCUGAGCGCACCAUGUCCCCUUCCAGCGGCUACUCCAGCCAGAGCGGGACACCCACGCUGCCCGCCAAGGGGCUGGGACCACCAGCCAUGUCCCCGGGCAAGGCUCAGACCCAGAAGCCGGACCGGGUCUACUCCCUGCAGUCACCUGCGCUCUCCGUGUCCUCCUCCCUCACCUCCAUCUCCUCCUCGGCCUCGGACCCGGCCCCCGCUGAGACGCUGUCCUGCCGCUCGGACAGGUUCAUCAUCCCGCCGCACCCCAAGGUGCCUGCUCCCUUCUCCCCGCCACCCACCAAGCCCCAGCAGCCCACGGCCCCCGCCGGCACCCUCCUCCCCUUGCCAGACCCACCAGCACCCAGCACUGCCUGCCAGGAGCCCUUGGCCAAGCCCAGCGGCAAGUCUCCACCGCCGUCGCCGCCGCCUGCCUACCACCCACCUCCCCCGCCGGUGAAGAAGGCGGAGGGGAGCCCCCAGGCCACCAGCGAGGCCCCCGCCGACACCGCCUGGCCCCCGCCGCCCCCACCAGCUCCCGAGGAGCACGACCUGUCCAUGGCGGACUUCCCCCCUCCGGAUGAAGCCUAUUUUUCUAGCCUGCCUGAUGCUCCACCGGCUCCGGUGGCGUCUGGGCAGAAAGCGGCACCGAGCUCGGGGGCUGCAUCUUCCUCGUUCUCGGUCGCCGUCUCCUCAUGUAGCCAGCAGCCGGGCCCGUCGGCCGGGGCACCGCAGCCGCCUUCCCCUGCCGAGCCCCCUCCCGAGGCCACUGUGCCCCCACCGCCUCCUCUCCCCCCACCCUUGGCUCCAGCUCCGCCACCCCAAACCAGCCUUAAGAAGGCGGCCAACGGCCCCCGCGCAGACACCAAGAAGGAGCCGGCAUCGCGGAGCAAGAGUGGCCCUGUGCCCAAGGAAGACGCCAGCCUGCCCAUCGUCACACCCUCGCUGCUGCAGAUGGUGCGGCUGCGCUCCGUGAGCGUGGAGCCGCCCGCCGGGGCCGGGGCCGGUGCCGAGGAGCGACCGACACCCCAGAAGCCCGUCCGUCGGUCCCUGUCCACGCGGCAGCCCCCUCCUGCCAAAGACGCGGUGCCUUCGAACCAGCUCCACCAUGCCGAGCACCUCAAGGCCGUCGCCUUGUCCUCCGGUGAGGCUGCGGAGAAGCCGCCGGGCAGCAGAGUGGCUCUGCCCGGCCCUGAGGUCCCCCCCGGGGAUGGCCAGCUCUCCCCCCGGCACAAGUCACCGGCCUCCACCGCCAGCUUCAUCUUCGCCAAGAGCUCUAGGAAGCUGGUGAUUGAGACGGCCUCCUCCCCCGAGGCACAGGCUGACCUGAAGAGGAACUUGGUGGCCGAGCUGAUUAAUUUCUCCGGGCAGCGCUCGGCAGCCCCGGCUGCCGCCCAGCAGGGCCCCGGCAAGGCGCAAGCCCACCGAAAACCCGGCAAGAUCCCCCCUCCGGUAGCCAAGAAGCCUUCACUUGGCCCGGGGCCGACUCCUUCCCCCCUGAGCCCAAAGGCACCGGGGGCAGAGGCACUGGGCUCCCCCGUGCCGGACGGGAAGGCCAAGGCAGUGCCGGCGGACGAGAGCAGGACUAAGAGCGAGCCGGCAGGGACGGCGGCCUCCGGGACGGAGGGCAGGAGCACUGUGGAGCCGCCGGCUCAGAGCCUCCCUGCACAAGACGGACGGGGAGAGACGGCCUGAAGGACGAAGCUGCAGGACUGGUGCCCUCG